CAUGCCUUGCACCAAUCCCACCACCAUUCGGGCAAGCUGGGCAUGGGACAUCAGGAGUACCUGGGCACCAUGGGCCGGCUCUCGCACUUCCAGAGCUACACGCUUGGCGGCGGGCAGAGCGGCAGCUUCAAACACCCUUUUGCCAUCGAGAGCCUGAUUGGCCGAGACUAUAAAGGAGUGAUGGCCAGUGGGUUGCCCAUCGCCUCGGUCAUGCAUCACCUCGGGUAUCCCGUGCCCGCUCAGCUGGGCAGCAUGGUCAACUCCGUGUGGCCACAUGUGGGCAUGCUGUCUGAGCCGGUGUCAUCAGACUACCCACCAUUCAACGUGGCGGUCAAGGGGCUGUACCAUCAUCACCCGGGAACCCAA
Molecule: messenger RNA, 366 nt
Organism: Sinocyclocheilus rhinocerous
Lineage: Eukaryota; Metazoa; Chordata; Actinopteri; Cypriniformes; Cyprinidae
Product: forkhead box protein B2-like
Exons: 1
Source: RefSeq, a predicted model, not a curated record